AUGUCCUCUCAAUCGGGCGCGCUGAAACGAAAGCACUCCGAGAAGACCAUCAAAGAGCACUUUACCAACCAGCAGAAACCCAACUCUGCCCUUCGAGACGAGCUGUCGCCGACGAGCAAGACCAAGCGCUCAAGACUAGACAGCGACACAAGACCUGCAGACUCUACACCGAUAAAGGAAGCUGCACGGAAUACACCGACAGGCACAAUGAGCACCGCGGAUAUGUACCAUUUCCCCAGCAAGAGGGACGUCGUCGAUAUCACGUCCAGCCCGGACAACAGCCCCGCGAAGCCUCUCCAGCGCCGCGCAGCACCCAACAUGCACGCCUCCAGCGGGCCCAAACGCUUGCUCGUCAAGAACUUCCGCCCCACGCGCAAAGUCGAUCCGAAGCUGUUUCUGGACCAGACGUGGGCCAAGAUCGAUAAGGCACUGGAUACGAUCUUCGCGGGCGAUCCCGUGGAUUUUAGCCUCGAGGAGCUGUAUCGCGGCGUGGAGAAUGUGUGUCGUCAGAAUAUGGCAAGGGAUGUCAAGGAGCGGUUGGUGGAAAAGUGCAGAGCGUACAUGAGCGGGACUGUUCUGGGUGGCGUUGAGGAGAGCGCGGGGAUGGGAGACGUGGGUGUGUUGAGGGCGGUGUUGAAGGCGUGGGGUGUGUGGAACGAGCAGGUGAAAUACCUCGAUUGGAUCUUUUGCUACCUCGACCGCGCGUACCUCCUCCCACGGCAGGAGUCCCUCCGCGAUAUAUCUAUCGACCUCUUUCGCUCGGUUAUCUUUGAGCAUGCGAAACUCAAUCAGCGCAUCGUCGACGGCGCGUGCGAGCUGGUUGCUGCGGAUCGUGCUGGCGGAGAUCUGGACAGCGACAUGUUCAACAGGACGGUCACUAUGUUCCACGACAUGCAGGUCUACACCAAGCACUUCGAGCCGCGCAUGCUGGAGCUCAGUCAGGAGUACGUUGUGAAGUGGGCUGAUACGGAGAGCGCGGAGAAGUCGCUGCCCGAGUAUGUCCGGAGUGCAAGGGCGCUUAUGCAGAGGGAGGUCAAGAGGGCGGAUAUGUUUAGGCUGCCGAAUUCGACAAAGAGAGAUCUUCUCACUUUGCUUGAAGAUCACUUGAUUUCGAAGAAGGAAGCCAGACUGAUCAACCAAGACGAGCUCGCCGACCUCCUCGAAGACAACGCGAUAGAAGACCUUGAGCUCCUAUACUCCCUUCUCGAAAGCCGCAAGCUCGGUGCACGACUGCGACCGGGGUUCAUGAAGUGGAUUCAAGAUGAGGGCACGGUGAUUGUCUUCAAUGAGAAGGAGCAGGAGAAUAUGGUUGUCCAACUACUCAGCUUGAAGCGCCAGCUAGACACGAUGUGGAAAACAUCCUUCCACCGCGACGCCGAGCUUGGCCAUGGCCUGCGAGAGUCCUUUGAGACGUUCAUGAAUAAGACGAAGAAGACGAGCGCGAGUUGGGGCACGGACAACUCCAAGACUGGUGAGAUGAUUGCAAAGUACGUAGACAUGCUUUUGCGGGGAGGCGCCAAGGCAAUCCCAGCGCAGUUGAGCAGGAAGACGGAGAAACCUGCAACUGCCGAUGUGGAAGAGGAGGAUGAAGAUGUGGUGUUUGAUGAAGAUACGGAGGUCAAUAACCAGCUCGAUCAAGUGCUUGAUCUCUUCCGAUUCGUGCACGGAAAGGCGGUGUUUGAGGCAUUCUACAAGAAGGAUCUCGCGAGACGGUUGUUGAUGGGCAGGAGUGCUAGUGCAGAUGCUGAGAGGAGUAUGUUGCAGAGGUUGAAGACCGAAUGCGGUGCUGGCUUCACAUCCAACCUCGAAACCAUGUUCCGCGACAUUGAGCUCUCGCGCGAAGAAAUGGCCUCGUACAAGACAAUCUGCGAAGAGCGAAACGAGAAGCAAAGCGUCGACCUCAACGUCAACAUCCUCUCUGCAGCUGCCUGGCCCACGUACCCCACCGUCCCUGUCAUCAUCCCCCCGCAGAUCAAGACCGCAAUUGAUAAGUUCGAAGCGCACUACAAGCUGAAGCACUCCGGCCGCAAACUGGAGCUAAAACACGCCCUCGCCCACUGCCAGGUGAAAGCCAAAUUCCCCAAAGGAAACAAGGAGCUAGUCGUGUCAUCCUUCCAAGCCAUCGUUCUGCUGCUCUUCAACGGCGUAAAAAUAGAUGAACAUAUCGACUACAACUACCUGCUCCAAGCCACCGGUCUCCCCCCCCAAGAACUAUCCCGCACCCUCCAAUCCCUCGCCUGCGCAAAACUCCGCCCCCUAACCAAACACCCCAAAUCCCGCGAAAUCAACCCAACCGACACCUUCACACUGAACCCCAGCUUCAGCACGCCCACCUUCCGCGUGAAGAUCAACACCGUGCAGCUCAAAGAAACGCAAGCCGAGAACAAAGAAACCCACGAGCGCGUCGCCGCGGACAGGAAUUAUGAAACCCAGGCUGCUAUUGUGAGGAUCUUGAAGAGCAGGAAGAGGAUUAGUCAUGCCGAGUUGGUGGCGGAGACUAUUAAGGCGACGCGCACGAGGGGCGUGCUGGAGGUGGGGGGCAUUAAGAGGAAUAUUGAGAGGUUGAUUGAGAAGGAGUUUUUGGAACGGGAGGAGGAUGGGUUGUAUGCUUAUAUUGCUUAGGUGGGCGGGGGAGGGUGUAUAUAUGUGUAUAUGAUGUUGUGGGUGUUGAGUCUGUCUGGAUGGAUGGUUUGUGUUGGUGGACUGCGUGAUACUUGUGAUUGUGGUCAUGCGUGGUGAGAUGUAAGGAUUUGAACUGGAUGUAACUGUCUUGAAGAAGUAAGGCAGUCAACCCAUCAGUAUCAACGAUCCGCGUAACCUCUUCUUGCACAAACACAUUCUCCACGCAAAAAGCCAGAGUUGAAGUGUCAUCCAUAUCAUUCAUAUAUGCCGCUACCGGGUAUCAUCCACAUCAUACAUCCACAUAAGAAAAAGGAAAUUCGUAAAACCACACAACCAUCAUCACUGCGUGCCCAACCACCCCGUAUGCCU
Molecule: messenger RNA, 2991 nt
Organism: Dothidotthia symphoricarpi CBS 119687
Lineage: Eukaryota; Fungi; Ascomycota; Dothideomycetes; Pleosporales; Dothidotthiaceae
Product: Cullin-domain-containing protein
Exons: 5
Coding region: 1-2622 (873 amino acids)
Biological process (GO): ubiquitin-dependent protein catabolic process; protein ubiquitination; DNA damage response
Cellular component (GO): Cul4-RING E3 ubiquitin ligase complex
Molecular function (GO): ubiquitin protein ligase binding
Source: RefSeq, a predicted model, not a curated record